This is a messenger RNA of Podospora pseudocomata, 1749 nucleotides long. RefSeq lists its product as uncharacterized. The record is from RefSeq and is a predicted model, not a curated record. Lineage: Eukaryota; Fungi; Ascomycota; Sordariomycetes; Sordariales; Podosporaceae. Gene Ontology annotation, molecular function: protein binding. The transcript has a single exon. The coding region runs from base 1 to 1749 and encodes 582 amino acids. Gene Ontology annotation, cellular component: nucleus; site of double-strand break.
AUGGCCAACAGCGACAGCGACGACUACUGGGUCCAGGAGCCCGAGUUGGCUCCUAAUGAUCCCAUGCGCAACUUCAUGCCGACGUCGUUUGGCAAGACAUCCAAAGAAGCAAACAUUGCGGCGCAAAUAGAGCAGACAAGAAGAAAGGUCGAGAUACCACAGAAGGAAAAAAAAGAGAAGAAGGCCGCUUCUGACUCGGACAGUAACAGCGAUUCUGACGACGAUGAUGAUGACUCCGAGUCCGACGAAGAAGACGAAGCCGCAAGAUUCCCAGUCAGCCACGAGGUUGUCUUUACCACCCACGACCGCGCCGUCACCAGCAUCGCGCUCGAUCCAGCUGGCGCGCGCAUGCUGACCGGGUCACUCGAUGGUACCAUUAAGUUUCACGAUUUUUCGUCCAUGACGCCGACGACCCUGAGAGCAUUCAAGAGUGUGGACCCGUGGGGGAGCAACAAGUCGGGCUCGACAGAUUCCCAUCCGAUCCAACAUAUCGAGUUUAGUCGGCAUUCGGGCGGCGCAUUCUUGUGUGUCACUGCGCAUCCACAAGCCAAGAUUAUGUCGAGGGAUGGCGAUGUCUUGACCGAGUUUGUCAAGGGGGAUAUGUACCUGCGCGACAUGAACCACACCAAAGGCCAUGUGGGCGAGGUCACGACUGGGACAUGGCAUCCGACCGAUCAGAAUUUCUGCAUCACGGCAGGUUCUGACAGCACAUUGAGAAUAUGGGACGUCAACAACAAGCGGAGUCAGAAGGAGGUUAUUGUCUUCAAAUCCAAAGCACCUGGGUGUGCUGGGCGAACAAGGAUGACGGCGGUGGCAUGGGGUGCUCCAUCAUCAGGGGGCGCGCCGGUCAUCGUCUCUGCUGCGCUGGAUGGGUCCUUGGUCAUGUACAGUGGAAACGGGCCAUUCUCACGACCAGCGGCGGAAAUCAGAGAUGCGCACAAGGCCGAUACAUGGACGGGCGGUAUUGAUAUCAGUUCCGACGGGCGGAUGGUGGUUACUCGGGGCGGUGAUGGGCUGAUCAAGCUGUGGGACACACGCAAGUUCAAGCAGCCGCUGGUCAAGGUUGAGCACCCUUCCACCUCUGACCGUUACCCCAUGUCCAACAUCAAAUACUCGCCAGAUUCCUCGUCCAUCAUCGCUGGUUCGGCAUCAGGGCAUCUUCACAUCUUGAACCCCGGAAACCUCAGGCCAGAGCACGUCACACCUAUCACACCCGGUGUCCCGCUCAUUGUGGUAGACUGGCACGAGAGGCUCAAUCAAAUCAUCACGGGCUCUGCCAACUCCGAGACACAUGUUCUCUACAACCCAGAAAAGUCCCAUCGCGGUGCCCUCGAGGUCAUGUCCCGGGCCCCGAAGGUGCGGCACAUCGACGAUGACCCCUCUGCCAUCAUGGAUCAGAGCUCGGGUAUUUCUGGAGAUGCCAUCGUGGCACCAGGGGCUCUGGGAGGAACCAAACGGGGUGGUGUUACGGCGUCCGGAAAGUCGAGAGAUCCGAUGAGACCUCAGAUGCAGACCAUCACACCGUUUAUGCGCAGUCAGCCAGACGCAAAGCAUAUUUCGGAGAAUAUCCCACUGAGCAAGAUGUUGCACGAGGAUCCGAGAGAAGCACUGCUGAAAUACGCAGAUGCUGCCAAGAAGGAUCCCAUGUUUACCAAUGCGUGGGCAAAGACGCAGCCGGUGACGCAGUAUGCUGAGACGAGUGAUGGGGAGGGGGAGGAGGGGCCGGAUAGGAAGAGGGUCAAGAGGUGA